Messenger RNA from Cyphomyrmex costatus, 1506 nucleotides. RefSeq names its product sodium/potassium/calcium exchanger 3. Gene Ontology annotation, biological process: intracellular calcium ion homeostasis; calcium ion transmembrane transport. NCBI's taxonomy places the organism in Eukaryota, Metazoa, Arthropoda, Insecta, Hymenoptera, Formicidae. Gene Ontology annotation, cellular component: plasma membrane. Bases 1 to 1506 code for a protein of 501 amino acids. The transcript is spliced from 9 exons. Gene Ontology annotation, molecular function: calcium, potassium:sodium antiporter activity; calcium channel activity. The record is from RefSeq and is a predicted model, not a curated record.
AUGGUAUGGCGGCGCAGACAGACGGUCGGAUACCGGAUACUUUUCGUUAUUACUAUACCAGCUAUGUACUUUUUUUACGCCAGUAUAAUGGGACAGUUAUCUGACAGUACGACAAAUGUCGGCUACGCAGCGGACUGGCGAGGACGUAGAUUGCUGCAGGCGAGCGAGUUCGAGCAACCUGGAAACGACAGUUACAACUGCACGCCACCGGCGAUCAAAGAGUUCCCGUCUGAUGGUUUUACACGACAGCAAAGACAGGCAGGAUUCAUAAUAAUCCACUUCGUCAUCGCUAUUUAUCUGUUUUUAUUACUUGCCAUUGUCUGCGACGACUAUUUCGUUCCCUCUAUUAAGAAAAUUUGCGAGAAGCUCGACGUCACCGAGGAUGUGGCUGGCGCGACCGUAAUGGCGGCUGCGAGUUCAAGUCCGGAAUUGUUCAUCAACGUCAUCGGCACCUUCGUGACGGAGGGUGAUCUGGGUGUUGGCACCAUCGUCGGUUCCGCGGUGUUCAACAUACUGGCUGUACCCGCGUGCUGCGCGCUAUUCGCGAACGAGAUACUGCACUUGGAGUGGUGGCCCAUAUCGCGCGAUACACUAGCAUAUACUUUCACAGUUCUUUCCUUAAUCCUGACUCUGUGGGACGGACGUAUCGAGUGGUACGAGGCACUCAUUCUCGUCGCUUGUUACGUUCUAUAUAUAUUAGCAAUGUGUUUCAAUCGUCGCAUCAGCAAUUUCAUAAAUCGAAUAACUGCUAGGAGAAAACAAUACAAAAAUAUUUGCGAGGAGAGUCCGCUCUUGUCGAACCAUCUCGUCAAAGAAACGGAGAUAUCUGGAUUUAGUUCGAGUGACCAGGAUGAAUCAGAUGACAUCGUCGACAUUACAACCUGGCCGAACUCUACAUGCGAAAAGAUAUGGUGGCUUGUUACUUGGCCUAUCAAUGUGGCAUUACUCCUUACUAUUCCCGAUUGUAGAAGAAGAAAGCUAAGAUCAUGGUAUCCUUUUACAUUCAUCAUGUGCGUCAUAUGGAUUGGGACUUCGUCUUAUAUUAUUGGAUGGGUCAUCACUAUUAUUGGCGAUACCUUCAGAAUUCCUGAUUCCAUUAUGGGUUUAACAUUCCUCGCGGCAGGAAUGAGUGUACCUGAAGCAGUAUCGAGCGUUAUCGUUGCAAAUCAAGGUUACGGAGCUAUGGGGAUAAGUAAUUCAAUCGGAUCGAAUGUGUUCGAUGUGUUACUGUGUCUCGGACUACCAUGGUUUAUUAAAGCUACACUAUUACCAAAAGUACCUGGACAGUAUUAUAUUCAGAUUAAUUCUCAAGGGCUAGUCUAUAGCUCAGUAUCUCUCUUUUCGACGUUAAUUAUGUUAUAUGGAGCUUUAUUUAUUAACAAAUUCACGUUAAGCCGUACAGUUGGGAUCGCCUGCCUCGUCAUGUAUGCCAUAUUUUUGAUAUUCGCAUCUGUUGUAGAACUUAACACAUUUUCCGUUGUUAAUUUACCAAUAUGUAUCGACUAG